AUGGCAGGGGCGAGACUCGUGUACGACUUGAACCCCAAAGGCCUUGUGCCGGUCCUGGUAGACCCAUCGGGCAAAGUGACCGUGGAGUCAGAAGAUAUCGUCGAUGCGAUUGCCCAAAAGUCUUCAGAAGCCAUCAGCGCACCAGCCAGCCCGGAUGCAGUGGAAAUCCGACGGCUGAUCAAUCAACACCUUCUGCCUGCUGGCAAACAGGCGAAAAUGUUCGGGCAGCAAGCAGACUUGGGUCCAGUUCUUCAAGCUUUGGAUAAACUGGUUGCCGGCCCUUUCAUGGCAGGUGACGAGGUCACGGUGGCCGACAUAUCUGCAGCACCCAUGCUUCAGCGGCUUUUUGAAGAUGGGAUGGUUCCGAAGGACCUCACCAAACUUCACUCCUGGUGGAACACGGUAAACGCCCUUCCCACCUUCCAGAAGACGAUGGUCAGUUCGUACUGGUGGUGGUGGUGA
Symbiodinium necroappetens is the source of this 462-nucleotide messenger RNA. NCBI's taxonomy places the organism in Eukaryota, Dinophyceae, Suessiales, Symbiodiniaceae. The record is from the annotation of a GenBank genome assembly.